GUUUAUCGUGGCCACUGUUUAAUUCAGUGCAUACUAAUACUUUCCUACCCUUGCAACUCUUCGGUGGAGUGAUAGGAUCUAAUAGUAUGUUGUGUACAACUAAGAGAUGAAGAUGUGCUGAGAAGCAGAUGUAGGAGUCCACUGAUUCCCAAACAGUGUCUUUUGGCAUAACAGACCUGGAGAAAAGAAGACCUGGAUAUAAUGCCUGUACAUUCCUUGCUCCGUGUUGAAGAUGAAAAAAACCCCCAAACCUCUACUGUCUUAAUACAUGCAAAAACCUACCUGUGCCCUUAUAUGAAGUAAUUUUUAGGUAAGUAUUGUCUCUGUAGGUGUGGCUGUAUUUGUCUCCAGGAAGGGUUUUAUAUCCUGCCCUUCUCCCUCCACACAAGCUAGUAUCAGUGGUACUUAGUUUCUAAACCUAGAUCUGCCUUGUUGUUAUGGCUUAUUUUGGGAUGUUAGCUGGUUUCCAUAAGGAAGGGUGGGAUUCUCUCAGACGUUCUUAUAAGACGUGCUCCACCAGAGUAAAUUUUGGGACAUUCUAUUUUGGCAUAAUUGCUUCCUACUUGCUAGGAAAAGGGGUGGUGAAAAUGUGGAAAUUCUGGCUCUUAAUAAUUUGGAGGCUACAAAUUGUUCAGAAGGAGUUCUAGACAACAAAUUGGUGAACUCUGGUAAACCCUGGGGUGGUGUAAUUGCACAGCUUACAGCCUAGGUUCUCCUUCAAACCUUGACCUUAAUUCCCGAUUAUGUUCAUCCCUCCACUUCUUCCCUUGUGUUUCAAAGAUACAAAAAUAAGGCAAAACUUGUGCUCUGCCCCCUUCCAGAUCCAAGUUAAUUGUAGCUGCUCUUGCAUGUGUUCACCAGGACAUUGCCAUCUAUUUAGGCAUCCAAAAUAACACCCUGUGCCCUUGCAUCUGGUAUGCAGAAUUAAGUCCAUUCAUUGCCAUGGAAUUGAAAAUGAAAUGAAGAUGGCUGGGAGGCUGUGAUACGUGGAUGUUGCGCCCACCAUUUGUUACGUAGCCGCAAGCGUGAAACUAUGCAUGCGCCGAUUUUUGUUUCUGAAUGUUUCUGACGUUGUGAGCUUGUCUGCCCGCUGUUGGGAAUGUGUGAUGAGAGCUGAAUGCGUGAUUUUGUUAGUGCUUCUAUUUUUAUUUUGUUGGUGCUUUUGCAUCACUAAUCAAAUACAAGCCUCCUAUUGUUCUCCCUGCAGCUUCCUUCCAGUACAUGCUUAUAUUUAGUUAUUUUAAUAAUAAUACUCCGGGUUUGUAAUCCUGAAAGAAGCCGGAGAGAUGAUAAACUCCUUUUCUGAUUACUAAAUACAUUUGAUUCAUAUAACAGAUGGCUGUUAUUUGAUAUGCUGUUGUUAUCCAAGCUGUACAGAGGGGCAGAAACUCGCCGGAGCAAUGACUUGAAGGCAUGAGAGGAUGUCCUCGCCCGGUCCUCUCCAUGGAAUGGCAGCAGUGAUGCCAUUUUACCCAACAGCUUCACUUCAGAGAGGAACAAAUUGUUUUCAGUGUCCUCUCCCUGCCUUGCAGAGGUGGCCCAGGGGCGCGCAGCCCUCCCAGCUGGCGGGCCAGCCUUUCGGGGCUCUUGGGUGCCCAGAUUUUGGUGGCAGAAGGCGGCUGCGGUGCCGGCGGGGAUUGGCUGCCCCCCGCUCCCCUCUGCCUCUCGUCCUGCGCAGCCCCCGCCAGCGCCGCUGAAUCUCGAAACAGCCCGAUUUACAUCCAUUCAUGAAUCCGUGACGUCAGCACGCUUCUCUGCUUCUUUGCAGCAGGCUGCAGGAUUGUGUGGGUGGAAUUUCCUUUUAUUUUGCAACACUUCCUUUUUUUUUUUUUUUUUGCCUUCCAUCUUUUUAAAACAAGAAAAUGGAGCAUCACAUAGGAAAUCUCAAUCCUUGUACUGGCUUCAUGUGUCACAUCUGAAUUGUGUUGUACUAAUUCUCUAAGUACCAACUUAGACCAUCUCCUUGAUGCACACUCACAGCAUCAUGGCCAGUACUCAGGAGCGCCUGAGCUUGUCUUCCUCUCCAAACUCAAUUGGCAAAGCUUUCUGUGAAGAUAAAGACUUUAGUAGGUUACAUGAUGAACAUGCACCUACUGGAAACCACCCAUCCCCCGAGCUCAUAGAGGAUGUGCGUGAGAAGGGCUUGCUGCAGGCAGACCUCAUCGAAAACAUGAGCAGCCCGGUCACUGCAGCGGUGCUGACCAGCAUCAGUGAGGACUCUAGGGACCAAUUUGAGAACAGCGUGCUGCAGCUGCGAGAGCAGGAUGAGUCUGAAACAGCCAUUCCUCAGGGCAACAGGAGCACUAUGGAUGGAGAGAGCAACAGUGGAGCGGAUGACGUUAAAGUCCAGUUCAACAGAUCAGGCAGUGGAAGCGGUGGAUUUCUUGAAGGACUUUUUGGUUGUCUGAGGCCCGUGUGGAACAUCAUAGGCAAGGCAUACUCCACAGACUACAAACUGCAACAGCAAGAUACCUGGGAGGUCCCGUUCGAGGAGAUCUCGGAGCUGCAGUGGCUGGGCAGUGGUGCGCAGGGAGCUGUCUUCUUGGGCAAAUUCCGGGCAGAGGAGGUGGCCAUCAAGAAAGUGAGAGAUCAGAACGAAACGGAUAUCAAGCACUUGCGGAAACUCAAACAUCCUAACAUCAUUGCGUUCAAGGGAGUUUGCACUCAAGCCCCAUGCUACUGCAUUAUCAUGGAGUACUGUGCACAUGGGCAGCUCUACGAAGUCCUGCGAGCGGGGCGGAAAGUCACCCCUCGGCUGCUCGUGGAUUGGUCCACGGGGAUUGCAAGUGGGAUGAAUUAUCUGCACCUUCACAAAAUCAUCCAUCGAGACCUCAAGUCACCAAAUGUUUUGGUUACACACACAGAUGCAGUAAAAAUUUCAGAUUUUGGUACAUCUAAAGAACUCAGUGAUAAAAGUACCAAAAUGUCUUUUGCGGGAACUGUGGCUUGGAUGGCCCCAGAGGUGAUACGCAAUGAGCCUGUCUCUGAAAAGGUGGAUAUCUGGUCAUUUGGGGUAGUUUUGUGGGAGCUGCUUACAGGAGAGAUCCCCUACAAGGAUGUGGACUCUUCGGCCAUCAUUUGGGGAGUGGGCAGUAACAGCCUGCACCUUCCUGUCCCUUCGACGUGCCCAGAUGGCUUCAAAAUCCUCAUGAAGCAGACCUGGCAGAGCAAGCCCCGGAAUCGUCCCUCCUUCCGGCAGACACUGAUGCACCUGGACAUCGCAUCUGCUGAUGUGCUGGCUACUCCUCAGGAAACCUAUUUCAAAUCACAGGCUGAAUGGAGAGAAGAAGUGAAGAAACAUUUUGAGAAAAUUAAAAGUGAAGGAACUUGUAUCCACCGGCUAGAUGAAGAAUUGAUUCGUCGUCGAAGAGAAGAACUGAGGCAUGCAUUGGAUAUCCGCGAACACUAUGAGAGGAAGCUGGAGCGAGCCAACAACUUAUACAUGGAGCUCAGUGCUAUUAUGCUGCAGCUGGAGGUCCGUGAGAAGGAGCUCAUAAAGAGGGAACAAGCAGUGGAAAAAAAAUACCCUGGGACUUACAAACGCCACCCAGUUAGACCCAUAAUCCACCCCAAUACAGUGGAGAAGCUGAUGAAGAGGAAAGGGGUCUCCCAUAAACCAGGCAGCCAGACUAAACGGCCAGAUCUACUGAAGUCAGAGGGCAUACCCAGCGCGGAAGCAGCAUCCAAUGGCUCACCAGUCUCAGGAAGUCCCAAAAUGUCAACACUGAGUGGCAAAAGCCGCUACCGCAGUAAGCCACGUCACCGCCGAGGGAACAGCAAAGGCAGCUACAAUGAUUUUGCAGGGAUCUUGAAAAACCAGCCAGUGCAAGAUGAUGCACCUCCACCUCAUAAUCAUUCUCAUCACCCCGGCCUCCCGCAGCAACCUGGCCACAGCCAUCCCCAUGGCCAUCACUCACGGCUUCAUGCCCACGGACAAGAUAUUGCCAACUGCGCGAACAACUUAAGGUACUUUGGCCCUGCAGCAGCGCUGCGGAGCCCUCUCAGUAACCACGCGCAAAGGCGGAUGUCUGGGUCCAGCCCCGACCUCAUCUCCGCUGCCAUGGAAGCAGAUUGCCGAAGGAAUCUGGAGAGCAAAGAAAGCAAAGCUGAUCAUUGGGAGUGUUGCAAAACAGAUCCGUAUGAUUCCUGUCUUCAGUGCAGGGACGAGGACAGUGGUCAGGUACAGAUGUCAUCCGUUGAAACAGGGAUGAGCCAUUCUCAAUCACCAACAUCUGCUUCCCUAUACGAAAACGCGCAGUUCAUUGAGAAGAUGGAGGAGGAGGGUUUCAGCAGCUCUAAGUCAGCGUCCGCCUUAGGCACUCCCCAGCACAUGGCUUCCUCAGUGCUACCUUGCAAAGCAAGACCCCUUCAAAAGAGCGGUGAUGACUCUUCAGAAGAGGAAGAGGGCGAAGUAGACAGUGAAGUGGAGUUUCCUCGUAGACAAAGACCUCACCGCUGCAUUAGCAGCUGCCAGUCCUACUCAACCUUCAGCUCGGAGAACUUCUCUGUGUCAGACGGAGAGGAGGGGAACACAAGCGAUCAUUCGAACAGCCCGGAUGAGCUGGCUACCAAGCUGGAAGAUGAGCUGGCUGAGAAGCUGGAGGACAUGUUGUCCCAGACUCCAGAGAUCCCCAUUGAAAUCUCCACCCAGUCUGAUGGGCUUUCAGACAAAGAGUGUGCUGUGCGGAGAGUCAAGACUCAGAUGUCUCUGGGCAAACUUUGUGCAGAUGAACACAGCUGUGAGAACCCAGCACAGUUUGGAGAAUCAGACUGUGACUCUUCUGAAGGGGAGUGUUCUGAUGCCACGGUCAGGACCAAUAAGCCCUGCAGCUCUGCUACUUGGAAGAGAAGAUGCUUCUCCUUCCCACCCCAGGAGUGAUUUGCAAUAACCCGAAUCUCUGGAAAAUGUCCAAAUGAAAUUAAUUCUCUUUGAGCAUUUCAAUCAAGAAUGGCAGGGAUGUAUUUUAUUGAAUAAUCUAGUUACUGUAACAUGGAUAUUUAUUUUUUUGACAUUUUAACACUUUUUACUGUAAAGAGUGGAUUGUAUUUAUAGACACACAGACUUGUUGCAAAAAAAAAAACAAACAAAAAAAAACAAACCACGUUCAGAAAGCAAGCACAUUACAGAGAAACAUCCUGGGAGUCCUGCCUGGACAGCUUUGUGUACAAAUGCAGGGGGAUUCUCUUGCUGCUUUCACAGGGGACCAGGCCUCGUGGCCCUGAAGAUUGGAGAACAGAUCAAGAAAACUAAACCACUCAGUCUUAUCAAAUGAGGAAGCAUAAAAAGACCUUACUAUAGGGUAACCUGUGAACAAAGCAUAUUCAGUAUAACCAGCUGGGUCAUUUUUAAUCAGAAGGUGGACAUGUUCCUGGAGAAAAUUGGUACUGAGGUGCUAGCAUCCAGGGUCUUCUGAGUCGAUACAUCCCCAGGAAUGUAAUAGUGGGUUAUAUUUGAAGGAUUUUUAGUUUCUUUUUUAAUCAGCAUUUUGUUGUGAGAUCCUGCAAAUGUAUUCUAACCUCGUCCUCUCGAGAAUUGGUAUAAGAGCACUUCUUAACAUCAUCCUUGCUUCACUCUGGCAGUGUCGAUCUCCAGUUGAGCAGGGAAACCUCUUUCAGAUGCAGUGUGCCAUUUCCCAGUUUACUUCCUCCUCUUACCUCCUGCCUGUUUCAGUCAGUCAAAGAAAUCAAUCAAAUCAGUGUUGGAAAAGCAAGAACUUGCAAACCGUGGAAAGCACAUUCUGCAGAGCCUGAGCACUCUUCUGGGGAGGAAACUGGAGAUGCCUGUACUGGACUCGGAGAAGCAGUCUCUCACCUACAACAGCGUCGAUAACCAGCAGAGAGCUGUGUGUUGAGGGGGAAGACUGGGAAUCACUGGCCUAGAUAAGAGCAUUAGCCCUGCUCCGUCUCCUUAUUCACUGUACAUUCUUGAAAGCAUUAACAGCUGCCUGCCCUUCAUGUCAGGCUUUGUGCAAAACAGGUUGCACAGGGAAUCCUGAUGGUAGCUGUGUCUUGGGUGUACCAUGAGGCCUCUGUUUCUCCUUCAGGCUGAAACGCUGCAGGUGAAAGUGAGGAUAGAACUGGUAUGUGGCAGGCCGAGGCAUUGGCAGAUGAGAAAAAUUUGUUUUCUGAUAGAACUCAUAGUGCCUUCCCUUCAAACACUACUCUUCUAAGUCAAUAUUUAAAGAGAACAAAAUGAUAGAGCACGGUUCCCCCCCUACCUUAGUUGGUGUCCCCCUGCAAGAGCUUUCACUCUGCCCUUCCUGGCGUGCCGGCUGGCGCGGCUGCACCACGUGUGUGGCACACGGCCGCGCUGCUGGGUGCUGCUCUGCAGACUGGCACACCAGCCUGAGAUGAAUGGCAGGAAUGGACCAUGGACAGGUACUUCUGUUGCUUUGUUUGUUUACAUUUUAUGUUAAAAUAUUGGUUUGAAUUUAACUGUGGUAAUUUAUAGCCUCAUGGCAAAAUGAAGGAAAAUGUCUUACUUAUACAGAGAGCAGUAUUGUAUGAGUUAAAUUAUCCCAUAUUUUUAAAUUUUUGUAGCUGGACUACACACAGAUCUUAAGUUAUGAUGUUAUUUUAUUAUUUAUUAUCAUUUCUGUAGAUCAGAAGGUUGGCUUCACCGCUAGCACAAUUGUAAUCUGUUCGUGUGAUGUUACCUUCUCCCUGAUCGCUGGGGGGGAUGGGAGCAGAGCUGGUCUCAGCAGCUGUCAGUAGUUGCUGCCUGUCGUGAUUUCCAAGGAUGCUGUUAUACUGGGGCAGAGAACCUGUCCGGGCCGGGCUGAGAGGGAUGGAUGCCGUCAGCCCCAUGAUAUUCCCUGUGGUUGAAGCUGCCAUUUGCCCAUGUUGCCAGUAGAGCUGGCAGCCCCUGAACUGGUGGGGAACGGUGAUCAGGGAGCGAGUGGCCUUUGAAUUGAUCACAAAGCGAAUAACCAUCACAAGGUCCCCUGGCAAGAGCAUCCAAAAGGACAAGCAGAAAGGAGGGCAAUUGCUCUGGGCAGCGGGUGCAAAAUCGGGGUGGCCAGCAGCGGUUCCACUGCCCGGUGGAUCACCCGUCAGGACCAAGCAGGCUGCUGGAGAGGGAGCGAGUGGCUCGUGGAGGCAGAAUGCCGUGGGAAGCGAAGCUCUUGCCUGGCUUGUUUGUUGUUUCCUCUCUUCCCACCCCUCACUUCCCCCAAAUGUUCUCUGUCUCUCAGCCAGCCAGGAGGAGGUGGCAGGCCAGCGAUGGCUUUGCUGUCGUGGCGUGAGGAGUAUUUUGGUGUUGAAGAGGUGGGUGUGGAUGAUUACUCAGGAGGCUGGGGUGCAGGAAUUUAGUGGUGGAGAACUGUGUGCGCAUAAUAUACGCACACAAAGAGACAGACUGAACUAUUGCAUGAAGAGAGGUUGAGAUCUACCAUCAGAUGUCCCCCACAGGAGAGGAUGCCAGGCCUUAUGCCCUGGGAGAGGCUCUGCUGCUCAGGUGUGGCAGGCUUCCCGGGCUCCGACAGGCAGGGCUGCUCGGUGCCGGUGGGCAGCACGGUGCCGGCCCAGGGCCCCGCGGUGUGCUAGGGCAGCCCUGCAGCCACCGGCCCCGAGCAGAGCUGCCCCGGCACAGGCCUGUCGGUGCCUCCAGGCAGGAGAUUCAGGCUGCCAUGGUUUAGUCCCUAACAAAAAGAUCCCGGAGGGGGGGGUUGGUAGCUGUGGUCUCUGCUUAGAGCUCAUCCACCAGGUGAUGAAGUUCCUCUGGGCUUGGAGAGAAGCAUAGAAGCUUUGAUGUGUGGGAUUUUGGGACCCUUCUGGGCCAGCUGUCCCGGGUGUGUGCCGAUCCCUCCCCGUCCUUGCUCGGGGACACGCUGGCCCAUUCUGUGGCCUGGAAAAGCAGAGUGGAACCCUUUGGGUUGUCUUGCUGCCACACUGAGCUCUAGUUUCUUUACAUACCCAGGUCACCACGCUGUUACGGUCCGGUGUCACUCCUCCUAACCGCUGCCUACUACGCAGCGUCCCUCUGGGGCUGCCACUAGGGCAGGCCCCUUGCCUAAACGCAUAUCCCUGUACCUGCUGUACCUGCGGAGAUGUAACCCCAGCCUGCCCCACAGACACCUCGUGCCCUCGGCUGUGUGCGGGCAGGGGCGGCUCAGCAGCCCCCCGCCUUCCUGAGACAGUUGUGGCCGGUUCUGCGGGGGGCUCUUGGGUGUUUUGCUUAGUGAAACCUGCCCUGAAUAGCAGACAGACGUGAUGCUUCACGGGCGCCCGCUGCAGUUCCUUGCACUUUCUCUUCUAGCAGGGUAUGGGGCUGAGAGGCAUGCAUUGACCUGCUUCCUUCUCGCAGUAACACCGCGUUUGCGGGACAGAAGUAAACCGUGGGUUCGUUCCCUUUUCAGCAUCCCGACUACCCUGAUCCAGUUCUCAUGGCUGCUGACAGCUCCUGAACACUAGCCUAGAUUUUUCUCCCAGAGCUGAAUGUUGCCUUCCCCACUGUCGUGUUAAGUAACCAUUUCAUCUUGGCCCUGUCCAGUAGUGUUCAUCUCUCUCCUCCCUGCUCUGCGGAUUCCUGAUACAAACUUGAUGAUUUUUUUUUUUUUUUUUUGUAUUGAACAGUGUACAGUGAUGGAAACAAGAAUGACUAUCAAAGCAAACAAUGCAUGGAAUAAAAAGCCAGUGUACUUCAAAGCUUCUCA
Falco peregrinus (peregrine falcon) is the source of this 8654-nucleotide messenger RNA. RefSeq names its product mitogen-activated protein kinase kinase kinase 13 (gene MAP3K13). The transcript is spliced from 15 exons. The coding region runs from base 1967 to 4879 and encodes 970 amino acids. Gene Ontology annotation, biological process: protein autophosphorylation; JNK cascade. NCBI's taxonomy places the organism in Eukaryota, Metazoa, Chordata, Aves, Falconiformes, Falconidae. The record is from RefSeq and is a predicted model, not a curated record. Gene Ontology annotation, molecular function: JUN kinase kinase kinase activity; ATP binding.